UAAGGAGGAACGAAUCUUAAUUGUGAGGCAUGCUGACAUUGCUCAGCUCUCAGGCUCACCUGCCGGAAGGUAUGUGACGUCACUAAGCCUAAACUCGUUAAAUAGGCCAGUGUGAGCGUGAUAACACUACGGUCUUCUUGUGAGGUUGACUAGAUAGACUACUCUACUUGGAGACAUAGACGACUCUACUUGGAGACUCUAAUAUUUUGGCCAUAUUCUCAUCAUUCUUCUAAAGCGCAAGAACACACUGGAAUGAUGGAGCUUAUCAUCAAAGGUCUGACCGGAGAGCCACAGACUGUGACCGUGACCGUGAGCACCACAGUCGGUGAACUCAAACAACUAAUCGCGCAGCGCUUCCAAGUGCCGCCGUUGCGCCAGAAGCUUUGCAUCAGCAACGGACACACGAUCCACCUGGACAACGACCUCAAAACCGUUAGUGCUUACGGUCUGAGCUCCGGGACCAGUGUGUCGCUGCUGAUCCUGUCGAGACCGGUUCCUUUCCAGGUGUUCAUUAAAAAUGAGAAGGGCCAGACAGAAACUUACGAUGUCACUGAGGACGAGACCGUCGAUUCGCUGCAGAGAAAGAUCUUCAAUAAACAGAGGACCCCGGGGGACCAGCAGAGGCUUAUCUACAGCGGCAGACAGCUGGAAUCUAAAAAGAAGCUGAAGGACUACGACAUCACAUCAGGAAGCACCAUUUAUAUGACUCUGUGUCUCCGUGGAGGAUGAAAACACAGUACCACGAGAGUCACUGUAAACACAGAGUUUGUCAAACAGCAAAUUAUUCUCUGGAUGUGCCAACUGUAAUGUACAUGACACUAUAAUCUGUACUCUGUCUUCUAAGUUAUAAUAAUAAAUCAUUAGCUAUAUUCUA
This is a messenger RNA of Electrophorus electricus (electric eel), 874 nucleotides long. RefSeq lists its product as uncharacterized. Gene Ontology annotation, molecular function: protein binding. The record is from RefSeq and is a predicted model, not a curated record. Lineage: Eukaryota; Metazoa; Chordata; Actinopteri; Gymnotiformes; Gymnotidae.